This is a messenger RNA of Nicotiana tabacum (common tobacco), 1882 nucleotides long. Its product is annotated as signal recognition particle subunit SRP54 1. Gene Ontology annotation, biological process: SRP-dependent cotranslational protein targeting to membrane, translocation; SRP-dependent cotranslational protein targeting to membrane. Lineage: Eukaryota; Viridiplantae; Streptophyta; Magnoliopsida; Solanales; Solanaceae. Gene Ontology annotation, cellular component: signal recognition particle, endoplasmic reticulum targeting; cytosol. Gene Ontology annotation, molecular function: GTPase activity; endoplasmic reticulum signal sequence receptor activity; 7S RNA binding. The record is from RefSeq and is a predicted model, not a curated record.
ACAAAGACGGCGUUCCUCCUCUUUCUCGCCAAAGCAUAUCCUUAUAAGUAAACUGUUGGAAACUCUACCGCCGGUGAACAAAUUUUCCUCCCCAAAGCCGUCGCCCUAAUCAGUUCCCGUUCACGAAUUCAAUUUCCCCAAAAAAUCCUGUGUUCUACUUGUUAAUUUCGGUAAUCGAUCUUCUUCUAGAUCUACGUCAAGAUGGUGUUAGCACAAUUAGGGGGGAGCAUCUCGCGUGCUCUCCAGCAGAUGAGCAAUGCCACAAUCAUUGACGAGAAGGUCCUUAACGAAUGCCUCAAUGAGAUCACACGUGCUCUUCUCCAGUCCGAUGUUCAAUUUAAACUUGUCCGCGAUAUGUCCACAAAUAUAAAAAAAAUUGUCAAUCUUGAUGAUCUUGCCGCUGGACACAACAAGCGUAGGAUCAUCCAAAAGGCUGUGUUCGAUGAGCUGUGCAAGAUAUUGGACCCUGGGAAGCCUUCAUUUACACCAAAAAAAGGGAAACCUAGUGUUGUAAUGUUUGUUGGUUUGCAAGGGUCCGGAAAAACUACAACAUCUACAAAAUAUGCUUUUUACCACCAGAAAAAAGGUUGGAAGCCAGCUCUAGUGUGUGCAGAUACAUUCAGAGCUGGUGCAUUCGAUCAAUUGAAGCAGAAUGCAACAAAAGCUAAAAUUCCCUUUUAUGGAAGCUAUACAGAAUCAGACCCAGUCAAAAUAGCUGUGGACGGUGUAGAGACAUUUAAGAAGGAAAAUUGUGAUCUAAUAAUUGUGGAUACCAGUGGGCGCCACAAACAAGAAGCAGCUCUUUUUGAAGAGAUGCGACAAGUUUCUGAAGCAACGAAACCGGAUCUCGUGAUAUUUGUUAUGGAUAGUAGCAUCGGACAAGCUGCUUUUGAUCAAGCUCAAGCAUUUAGGCAAAGUGUUGCAGUUGGAGCCGUGAUUAUUACUAAGAUGGAUGGCCAUGCAAAAGGAGGUGGUGCCCUAAGUGCAGUUGCUGCAACUAAAAGUCCGAUCAUAUUUAUUGGAACUGGUGAACACAUGGACGAGUUCGAAACUUUUGAUGUUAAACCAUUUGUCAGCCGUCUUUUAGGCAUGGGUGACUUGUCUGGAUUGGUGAACAAGAUACAAGACGUGGUCCCAAUGGAUCAACAGCCUGAGCUUCUUCAGAAGUUAUCAGAAGGACAUUUUACCUUCAGGAUUAUGUACGAGCAAUUUCAGAACAUGCUUAAAAUGGGUCCUCUUGGCCAGGUGUUUUCAAUGCUUCCUGGAUUUAGUGCAGAGAUGAUGCCAAAAGGUCGCGAAAAAGAAAGUCAGGCAAAAAUUAAGCGGUAUAUGACGAUGAUGGACUCCAUGACUAAUGAAGAAUUGGACAGUACCAACCCAAAGCUUAUGACUGAAUCUCGAAUCAUGCGUAUAGCUAGGGGAUCAGGCCGCCUAGUGCAUGAGGUGAUGGAGAUGUUGGAAGAAUACAAACGACUUGCCAAGAUAUGCAGCAAGAUGAAGGGGCUUAAGAUUCCAAAGAAGGGAGAGAUGAGUUCCUUGUCCAGAAACAUGAAUGCACAAAACAUGAGCAAAGUUCUUCCCCCUCAGAUGUUGAAACAAAUAGGUGGUAUGGGUGGUCUACAGAGCUUGAUGAAACAAAUGGGUUCCGCGAAGGACAUGAUGGGUAUGUUUGGUGGUGGAGAGUAAUAAUGUGAUCACAAUCAAAGUACAGUUUUACGAGUUAAAUAUAUAGGGAAGUUACAUUGUCAAUCCAUGAUUGGUAGUAAAGAAUAUAACCAGAGCUGCCAUUCCCUAUCUUGGAAUUUGUUGGAAUCAGAUGUAUUUGGUGAAUUUGGUUGAUUUAGAAUGAUGAAAUGUGGUAUAAUUUUGUUGCACUGCUUGA